AUUUAAAGCUCUUCUGUGUGGAGUACUGAAAUGUAUGAGAAGCGCCACCUGUGUUAGCAAAAACAAAGAGACUUGACAGUUUUAAAUGAUUUUGGCACAUUACAGACACAAAAGUAUCUCUGCCAUGAAUAUUCAGUAAAGUGUAUGCCAACAACCAAUAUCAAGAUGUAGUUAGCAAGGUUUAAGGUAAAGCCACAUAGGUAAUGGAGUCAGCGAAAUGUCAUUUGAUUCAGCCAUGGUUCACUAUAGUUCUGAAGACAACAAGCCAUGCUGCAAGUUCUGUGGUAAAAAGUUUGCCCAGUCGAGCUACAUUAAGGCUCAUAUGAGACUACAUACCGGUGAAAAGCCAUUUGCCUGCUCAUUUUGUCCAAAAAGAUUUAGUGACUGUAGUAACUGGAAGAAACAUGAACGUAUUCAUAUUCGUCAACUUGGAAUUAAAGUCGAUACGCCUCCCCCACCUCAAAGAACUGAGUCCUCAAAAUCUAAACCAGUUUUAAUUUCUCCACCAAUUAAGGUAAAACAAGAACAGAUAGUUGGGUUUCAGUGCAAACUUUGUGGUAAAGCUUUCGCCAACGCCAGUAGCUUGACAACACAUAAAAGAAUACAUAGUGGAGAGCGACCAUAUCGUUGUGGCAUUUGUGGAAAAUCCUUCACACAGAUAGGAACACUAAGAACUCACGAACGUGUACACACAGGAGAGAAACCAUACAUUUGUAAAAUUUGUGGUCAGACAUUUGCACAAAGUGGUAGUUUUCGCAUGCACGAACGUAGGCACAUGAUGGAAAUGUUACACCAAUGUCCGCUUUGUCCAAUUAAAUUUGCUAAUUAUGAAGAUGCCAAACGUCAUCUAGCAACCCAUUCAGAAAUGGCAGAGUCCAAAAUGGCAGAGGGAUCCCAGGGUACCGGGGAAUCACCAGAUGCCUUAUCACCACACAUUGAUACAUUUUCACCAAGAAGCAGUCAUGCAGAUCAAGUCUCAUCUCCUCUUUUUCCAUUUCCACCACAGAUACCAACAUUUGUGACAGCAGGAUCUGUCUGUUUACCAGUAAGUUUAACCACAAACAGCAACAUACCAACACCGGUCAGCAUUUUACAGUCACAAGCAUUAAAUUUUCAAGCCAGAUCUUUUGCUGAGUUUUACCAUAAACCAUUCACCCCAAAUAUGGGCAUGUCUGUUGCUGACCGUGUAGCCAAUGAAAACAGUGACACUGAUGUUGUGAGUACAACCACUUGUCGGAACAGAAAAUAUAGUUCCGACUCACAUACUUCCAGAUCUAUGUCAACCCCUGAUGGAACAAACCAUAAUGAAGAUUCUAAAAAACCCAACAUGGAUUCAGACGCCUACAUUAAUGAAAUUAACCAUAAGACAUCUGAAAACUCAAGCGUAACCAGUGAGCACUCUGAUAAUGUUUGCAGCGAUGAACCUGGCACUAUAAAUCGUACAAAUCUACAUUCAAAGCUACGUGGAUCAUCAAACUCCAGAAAGCAGAGAUAUCCACAAAGAAGAUACAGUUCAAGUGUCACCAUGGAUCCUGUCACAUCAACUCAACCCAGUACCAGUUACAUAUCAGUGGAUACCAGUUCAAAUAUGUCCGGGGAGAUGACCGAGGACGAAGGAAGAGAUGAGGUCAACACUUCACAGAAGCAGUAUCGAUGUAACCAUUGUCAUAUUAUUUAUGAAGAUUGUACACUUUAUCUGCUUCACAAUGGGUUUCAUUCACAUGAUACUGACCCAUUUAAAUGUGUCAUUUGUCGAAAGUCUUGUCGAGACAGGAUUGAAUUUAAUUGCCAUUUGACCAGUCAUCUGAAGUAGUUUUAGUUUUAAAAUAUUGAAAUUAAAAUUAGCAAAUUUAUUUUUUCAGAUUUAAUAAUAUUGUAUUAAAUUCUUCAAGUGCCAUUUGACCAUCAUUGAAAACCAAUUUGAAUUUCAUCUGUGCUUAGUCGUAACCAUGAUAAAAGAGAUUAUUUUUUUAGCAGAUAUUUAAAUGGUAUUUCUUUGAUUUUUAACUUUUAAGUGUUGCAUAAUUGAAAGUAAACUAUUUAAAGUGAAUAAGCAUUUUUUAAACCUUUACAAAAAUCAUUACUACUAUGUUAAAAUGUACAAAAUUUGUCGAAAAUUUUAAAAUGUAGGAUUUGGAUAAUCAAUUUUUUUCAGGAUAUUCAUAUUCAAGAAAUUCCUCACAUUUUUUCAAUUUAAAUCUUAUUAUUUCAAUUGCUUUGUGAAUUUAAAGUACUUAAGAUAUUUAGUAAGGGGAGACAAUUUUUGAUUUUACAUAAGAGUUGUUUCCCUUUAAACAGAAAGAAAUAUUGUAUUACAAUGGAUAUUUGAUACUUAUAGGGUACUCCUACCUUAGUUGUGCCUACGUAUUCUCAGCUUUAAAUUGUGAAAUAUGUAUUUUUAAUGUUGUUUGUAGUUUAGGGACCAUAUGUCGUAGUUGUGAUAUUAGUGUAUUUUUACAGCAUUAAAAUGGCAAUGUUUUGUGCAAAAGGGUAGCUGUGUAGAUUUUUUUUAAUUAUUAUUAAUGUACAUUUAUCAUUUACAUACAUAUACAUGAACCAUUCAUUUAUUUGUUAAUAUUCAUGAUCACUGAUCCAGUAAAGGAAAGCAUACAUUUUUAGGGUUGAACAAAAGGGAUUUUACCGGUUGUGAAAUAUAUUCUUGUAGAAAUAUCUUAAAAUUUGUAUUUCUUAUAAUAGAUUUAUGUGUUAUUUUGGGGUUAAAUUUAAUUCUAUUAUAUUUUUAAUUUCAACAUGAGCAAAAUCUGUAAGCCUUUAAUUCAAGCUUUAGUAAAUUAAUAAUUUUUCAAUAUAUUUAUUUCCUAUGAUCUGAUAUAUCAUAUAAACAGUUCAUCAACAUCAUUAUGAUUUUUUUUUAUUCAUACCAAUAGAUCUUGACCAUGUUGACAUGGCUUUAUGUGUAAGAUCUUAACCAUGUUGACAUGGCUUUAUUCGUAAGAUCUUAACCAUCUUGACAUGGCUUUAUUUGUAAGAUCUUGACCAUGUUGACAUGGCUUUAUUCGUAAGAUCUUGACCAUGUUGACAUGGCUUUAUGUGUAAGAUCUUAACCAUGUUGACAUGGCGUUAUUUGUAAGAUCUUGACCAUGUUGACCAUGGCUUAAUGUGUCAGAUGUACUGGUAAUAUUUUUUUGAUGUUGAUUAUUGUAAUAGUUCAUGUUGUCAAAAUGUCCGCAGUCAUUUCAGUAUUCUAUUGUUACAAAAAUGUACUUAAUUUUUUAAUUGGAUAUGUUGUGCUUGUUGAAUAUACAACAGCUUUCUUGCAACAUGGCUUCCAUUGUAGACUGACUGUUGUAUUUCAUGUUUUAUUGAUUGCCAUUUGCUGCAUAUAGAUGCCAAAAGAAAAUUUGUUACUGGAUACAAAUAUAAUUUAUGAGUAUGUUAAUCAUGUUAAUGGGGGGUUUACAGAUGAGAUAGAGAGUAAUUGGCAAAAAAUAUAAAGAAUAGAGAAAACUGGACCCCCCCCCCCCAAAAAAAAAAAAA
Molecule: messenger RNA, 3498 nt
Organism: Mytilus trossulus (common blue mussel)
Lineage: Eukaryota; Metazoa; Mollusca; Bivalvia; Mytilida; Mytilidae
Product: zinc finger protein 271-like
Exons: 2
Coding region: 218-1813 (531 amino acids)
Biological process (GO): regulation of transcription by RNA polymerase II
Molecular function (GO): RNA polymerase II cis-regulatory region sequence-specific DNA binding; DNA-binding transcription factor activity, RNA polymerase II-specific
Source: RefSeq, a predicted model, not a curated record